GAUAUAGUAAAUUACUUUAGUUUUAUUAUUUAUUCCAUCAAUAUAUUGUUAAUAUAAAUUAUUAUACAAGCAAUGUCACACAAAUAUCAAAAUGUUAAUGAUUUAUCAACAGUAGAAUUUUCUGAAAAUAAUGACGAAGAUUUAACAUUUUUUUCGUACAUAGACGAAGCAACAAAAGAAUGGCUUAAAUCAUUAGAACAAAUAUGGCAAAUAUGGAAAAAGGGUGAUGUUGUAAAUAAAACAUUGAUAGAAUAUUUUGAUAGUGCACCUAAUCCAUAUUUAAGUACAAUACGAAUAUUAGUAAAUACUUCAGAUUUUAAACAUAUAAAAAAAAAUUCAUCAUUAGCAUUUACAGUUAUAGAAGAAUAUGCAGAAUGGAUAAAAUCAAGAAAAGAAAUAUAUGAACAGUUCCUAGUUCUAGAUUUAAAAUUAGCAACAUUUCAAUUAAUUAUUAAGCAAAAUAAUAUGGAAUUUAUUAAAAUGGUUGCAAGUACAUAUAAGUUUGUAGAACAUAAAGAAGAAUUUCUUCAUAUAAUACAGGAAAUGAUACGAAAAAAGAAAUACAAAGAGGCAGCACAAUAUGCGGUUAUAUUAAAAUUACAAGAAUCUUUUUCAGAUCCAGAAUCUUUAAUAUUACCACUUAUUUUACAAAACAAAUUAACAGUUGUAGAAGAAUUUUUAACUGAUUGUCCUCGUUUACAGGAAGCUUUAGUUUUGUAUUUGGAUAAUUUAAUUGGACCUGAUAAUAGUAUGCAUAACUUGCUAAAUGAAUUAAUUAUAAAAAAUAAAAUACCAGAUGUAAAAAUGUCAAUCACAAAUACAAAACCUAUGGGUAAAUUAAUAGCACGUUUUGUCAAAUUGUAUAAUCUUCCAUCGGAACUUUGUACUAAUUUAAAUAAAAAAAGAUGUGAAGGUGUUUUACAAUAUCUCAUACAUAAACGUUAUAAAGAAUAUAGUUUAAGUACUGAUAGUUGGAGAGAAAUGGUACAAGAUGCAGUAAAAAAUGAUGAAACAUUACAAUUAACUAUGAUAAGAAUGUUACUUAAUACCAAAGAUUCAAGUGAAGCUUUAUAUUGGGCUAAAAAGUUUAAUGUACCUAGAGAAAAAUGGCCAUGGAUACUUUUAUAUGAAGAAGAACAAAAUGAAUCUGAAAAUGUAAAUGAAGGAGCUUCAACUAGCAAAAUAAAUGAUUGGGAAGAUGACAAUGAUCUUAUGAAUUAUUAUGAAUUAAAGCUAUCAAGAGAUUCUAUUAAAAUAAUAAAUAAUCCUUAUAGUUUUGAAGAAUUUCUUGACAAAGGAUUAGAUGGUGUCUCUAUUGUUGGUAUUGAUUCAGAAUGGAAACCUUGUUUUGGUACAAAACAAACAGAAUUAGCUUUAAUACAAAUAGCUACCAAAGAUAAUGUGUACAUUAUAGAUGUAACUACAAUGGGAAAUAAGUUUACAGAAUUAUGGGCAAAAUUAGCCUUAGUUUUAUUUGAAAACAAAAAUAUUUUAAAACUUGGUUUUGGAAUAGCCCAAGAUAUGACUGUUAUACGUAGUAGUUUGCCUGCAUUAUCGAAAAUAAAAAUAUAUGGACAAGGAUAUUUAGAUAUUGUAAAUUUAUGGAAAAAAUUGGUAGAAGAUUAUAAAUUUGUUUUCCCACAUGAAAGUGAUGAUCAAUUUACUAAAAAAAAUUUGAGUAAGCUUGUAGAACUUUGUCUUGGACAAAAACUAAAUAAAUCUGAUCAAUUUUCUAAUUGGGAGCAAAGGCCAUUAAGAGAAAGUCAAAUAAUAUAUGCUGCAUUAGAUGCAUACUGUUUGUUAGAAAUAUAUGCGACAUUAGAAAUUCAAUGUGAACAUUUGGAAAUACCAUUUGAUGAUGCUUGUUUAGAAUUGCAACAUAUUCCAUUUAAAUCAUCAUCACAAAAAAAUAUAAGAAGAUUAGCACAAAAGUCUCAUGUAAGUAAGAACAAAGGAUAUGAUAAACAAGAAAAUUUUCAAAGAGAUUUACCAACACAAAAAUUAAGAAAUUUUAGGAAAUUAAAUUGUCAAAAUCAUAUUUCUAACAAAUCAAUACAAUCAACAUUAUCAAUGAGGAUCAUGAAUCUAAAUGAAUCACAUAAUAUAAAUAAAUCAACAUGUUAUUAUGCAAAACAAAAAGAAUUUCAUGUAAACAAUAAGUCUCUAGAUAUUGAGAACUUUGUAUACAAAAAAAUACACACAUGGCGUGUAGUUUGUGAUUCGAUGUUAGGUGGAUUAACAAAUAAAUUGCGAAUGUGUGGAUGCGAUUGUGUUCAUUUUGCAUUUGAUCAGGGUGGAGAACGAUCUGUUAAACUAGCAAUGCGUGAAAAAAGAGUGUUUUUAACUCGUAAUAAAGGAUAUUUAAAAUUUUUACAAUACAUACCAUCUGAAGAUUGCUAUUUUGUAUUGUCUGACACUCCUGAUGAACAAUUAAGAGAGGUAUUAAAUCACUUCAAAAUUGCGGUUACGCAUAAUGAUAUAUUUAGUCGAUGUCAAGCUUGUAACAGUAAUGAAUUUUCAAAAGUUCGAAAGUCAUUAAUGUAUGAACUUUCGAAAAGUUAUGCUGAACUAACUGGUAAAAAUAAUUACAACAUUUCUUCAAAUCCAUCGUAUCACGAUGAUUCGUAUUUAAGAACAGAUGCACAGAGUAAUGAUUUGGAACACAAUACUAAUUUGAAACACAGUAAUGACGAUCGUCCGUGGAUACUUAACAUAAUAUGUUCUGUGAAUGUCAGUACAUGUUCAACGAAAUAUCAGGCAAGAAUACAAAUUGAUCAAGUACCAAUGAAAGUAUUACAGAAUGUACGAUUUUUUUAUAUUUGUGAUCGAUGUGGAAAGAUUUAUUGGAAUGGAACACAUUUAGAACGUACUCUUAAGAAUUCUAUUAAGGACAUCCUUAUGCCUACUACAUUGAUUUUAAGGAAAUGAAGAAUUAAAUAACGAAGACAUGUUUAAAUUACUAUAUCCCAUUUUAAGAUAUUUAAUAUCUCAGAAAGUUUUGUUUUGGUUAUUAAUUAAUAUUCAUAUUAUAAUCUGCUGAAUUUUGUAUAAACUUUGUUUAAAUAUCAAGAAUAAUAUUUUAUAUAUCUUAUAAAAAUAUACUUUAUACUAUUUUCCAUUAGUUAUAAAAAAAUAUAUUGUAAACAAAAAAAGUAUAAUAAAAGUAUUCCUGUCUA
Molecule: messenger RNA, 3176 nt
Organism: Apis cerana (Asiatic honeybee)
Lineage: Eukaryota; Metazoa; Arthropoda; Insecta; Hymenoptera; Apidae
Gene: Nbr
Product: exonuclease mut-7 homolog
Biological process (GO): nucleobase-containing compound metabolic process
Molecular function (GO): 3'-5' exonuclease activity; nucleic acid binding
Source: RefSeq, a predicted model, not a curated record